AAAGCAACUUGGCCUGCUUGCUGCUGCCCCCCUACCCACAGCGCGAGCACGGGAUGGAAUCCGGCAGGUGGCCGCGCGAGGGAGGCAACCGAAGGGUCGCAACCCGGCAGCACGCCGAUUCCUUCCUUGCCGCCGCGCGCGCCCCCCGCCCCUUUAACCGCGCGCCUUUCGCCAGCCGGCCAAUGGUUGGGCCGCAGCGAGCGGGAGACAGGCAGCGGCGGCGGCAGCAGCAUCGGAAGCAGCGGCGGGCGGCGGAGGGCCCAUGGCGGGGGAGGCGUCGCUCGAGCACUCGCCCACCUGGGUGGUGGCCACCGUCUGCCUCGUCAUCGUCUCCGUCUCCCUCGCCGCCGAGCGCUUCCUCCACUACCUCGGCAAGUUUCUGAAACAUAAGGAGCAGAAAGCAUUGUUUUCAGCUCUUCAGAGACUAAAAGAAGAGCUAAUGCUUCUUGGAUUCAUUUCCUUCGUCCUGAGUCUCUCCCAGGGUUUAAUUGUUAACAUUUGCAUUCCAGCAAAUGCUACAGAUUUCAUGCUUCCAUGCAGGCGAGAGAACCACAGAGUUGCAGAAGAAGGUUCCAGAAUUUGCAAGAAAAAGGGUGAUGUUCCCUUGCUAUCAUUGGAGGCAUUACAUCAGCUGCACAUCUUCAUAUUUGUACUUGGUUUAGUCCAUGUUGUGUUCUGCGCCACAACAAUAUUACUUGGUGGGGCGAAGAUGCGAAAGUGGAAGCAUUGGGAGACAGAAAUUCACCGAGAAAUAGGGGAGAAAUUACAUCAAGCACAAAUUGAAAGAAAACCGACACCAUUGAGUGCUGUGCUACAUCGAAAUCAUCAAGGUGAAUUUGUCCGUGAGCGAACAAAGGGCUUUUGGAUGAAGCUGGCUGUUGUAAGCUGGAUAACUGCAUUCUUGAAGCAAUUUCACGAUUCUGUUAGUAAAUCAGAUUAUGAAGCGCUUCGAUCAGCAUUUGUUCAAAUACACUACCCAAGAAAACCAGACUUUGAUUUUCACAAAUACAUGAUUCGUGCUCUUGAACAUGAGUUUAAGAGGGUUGUUGGUAUCAGCUGGUAUCUGUGGCUUUUUGUCAUCAUCUUCCUGUUGCUGAAUAUAAAUGGAUGGCACACAUACUUCUGGUUAGCUUUCUUGCCUCUCUUUCUCCUACUUAUUGUUGGUGCCAAGCUGGAGCACAUUAUUACUCGAUUGGCUCAAGAGGCAGCGGCAUCAUUAUCCAAUGAAACAGAGCAAGUUCCAGAAAUAAAGCCAUCCAAGGAACAUUUCUGGUUUCAUAAACCUGGACUUGUCCUUCAUUUGAUCCAUUUCAUUCUGUUUCAGAACUCGUUCGAGAUCGGUUUUUUCUUCUGGGUCUUGGUAUCAGAAGGGUUCGGCUCGUGCAUGAUGGAGAGUAAGCCUUAUACCAUCUCCAGACUUGUUAUCGGAGUGAUCAUCCAGGUCAUCUGCAGCUAUAUCACUCUGCCGUUAUAUGCCAUCGUCACUCACAUGGGCGGGGAGAUCAAGCUGCACGGCUUCGGCUUCGGCUCCGACGUGCACGAGUCCGUCCACGGCUGGCUCACCGAGGCCCAGAGGAGGAAAACCUUCUGGAAGAAGCCCGAAGGCGGCGGCGGCGACCCCGAUUCCGGCGGGGAGGUGAAGGUGCCCCGGGCGGCGGCGCCCGACGACGAGCGGGCGGCUGGGACCUCGCGCGGCAGCAUGCUGAUGACGGCGCACCCGCCGCCGCCCGACCUCGACGAGAUCGUUACCGUGGACGGCGGCCACCACGGCCUCCGGAGGACGAGGUGACAGAGAGAGACGGCGGCAGGCUAGCCGCCGCGCCGGCCGGCCGGCCGGCCUCCCCCAGGUGCCGUGCGCGUCUGGUUGAUGGGCGAGACGCUGCGGAAAUUCCUCGUGUCGGGGGGUGGCGGCCGGGGCCGGGCGCUGUGCGCAUGCGCUGCCUCUGACUGAUCCCACGCUGUAACGUCAACGUCGCCUCGUGGUGUAACGGUACGGGCCGGACGGGACGGGACGGGACGGGACGCGGCCCUGGCUGUGGCCGGCCGCUGCCGACCUGCUGGGGCUGGCUGGGCCGGGCCGGGCCAGGGCGGCAGGCGUUGUGGCAUGUCAUGUGCGGCGUCGCCAUGGCCCCAGCUUUGCCCCUGCUGGCUGCUGUCUGGUGGCCGGCCGUACCUUGUUCUUAGGAAGGCAGCCGGUGUGCGAGUGUACUUAUUAAUCCAUGGCUGUAAUACACUACGAUGAAGGUGAGGCUGAACGGAGCUCCGGGUGGAUCGAUGGAGGAGGUGUCGUGCGGGCGGCGGGUUGCUGGCGCCUGGCGGCACGGUGAGCAUCUGGAGAGCGUGAUGGAUGGAUGUGACCAUGCGUGUCCGUCCUGCCCUCACCGCCAGCGAGUAUCAUCUAGCCUUGAUGGAGGCGGCUGCUGCCCGCUGCUGAUGCGCCAGCUGCCGUGUGCGUGCGUGCCCGUCGAGGGGCGUGCGCACGCGCGGCGCGCCAAUAAUUGCCGACGCGACGACCGGCGGCACUGCCGUCCGUUGGAUUCCGUCGAUAUCUCUGAUAGAUGCCGCAUCGGGGAGGAGGAGGACGCGUUUCCCACGCACGCACGGCGCCCGCACGAGCGUCGUCUGGGCCUGCGCGUGGACGGAUAGGGAUAGAUGAUCCGGAUGGAUCUAUCCCGUCAGAGGAGCAAGGCUCCGUAGGCCACGCGCGCGCCUGGGCUACGGGCUACGGCUAGGCAACGCGGAGCGUUGCGUCGAUUGGCAACGCCCCCGUGUGCGUGUGCAGCAGCGUCCAGUACAGCCGUGCUGCUACGUGCCGGCGGCACGCUCCUCGACCUCUCUGUAAACGAUCUGGCCGGCCGGAAGCCCGGAACAGAUCUCUACCGGAGGUAUACUCCGACACGACGGACGACGUGUCGUUCGUGGGACAUGCUAGUGUGCUCGAGUGCGAGUGCAGGAGCACGAGCGUCGGGUACUGCGUGCGGCGGCAUAUUCUUUACCUCCACGUCUGCAAAAAA
Messenger RNA from Panicum virgatum (switchgrass), 3014 nucleotides. RefSeq names its product MLO-like protein 13. Gene Ontology annotation, biological process: defense response. The transcript is spliced from 14 exons. NCBI's taxonomy places the organism in Eukaryota, Viridiplantae, Streptophyta, Magnoliopsida, Poales, Poaceae. Gene Ontology annotation, cellular component: membrane. Bases 263 to 1789 code for a protein of 508 amino acids. The record is from RefSeq and is a predicted model, not a curated record.